GAUGUAGCCAAAACGCAAUGGUACCAUUUCACGGCAAUCAUCAUUGCCGGCAUGGGAUUCUUCACCGAUGCAUACGACUUGUUUUGCAUUUCCUUGGUCACCAAAUUGCUCGGCCGUAUAUAUUACUACAAGGAAGGCUCUUCUUCGCCCGGCAGCCUUCCUCCUAAUGUAUCCGCUGCCGUCAACGGUGUAGCAUUCGCCGGUACCCUUACGGGCCAACUCUUUUUCGGAUGGCUCGGUGACAAGUUGGGACGGAAACGUGUUUAUGGCCUCACACUUAUGCUGAUGGUUAUAUGCUCCCUUGCCUCUGGACUUUCCUUUGGCCGUUCCCCUACUAGUGUUAUGGCUACCCUUUGCUUCUUUCGGUUCUGGCUUGGUUUCGGCAUCGGUGGCGAUUACCCUCUUUCGGCCACCAUCAUGUCGGAAUAUGCUAAUAAAAAGACUCGUGGGGCUUUCAUUGCUGCUGUUUUUGCAAUGCAGGGGUUUGGGAUUUUGGCCGGUGGGAUGGUUGCCAUUGUAGUUUCGGGAGCUUUCAAGGCAAAGUACCCUUCACCACCUUUUGAAAAGAAUCCGAAUCGAUCAACCGUGCCGGAAGCUGAUUACGUUUGGAGGAUCAUUUUGAUGUUUGGUGCACUCCCAGCUCUGCUUACUUAUUACUGGCGCAUGAAGAUGCCCGAAACCGCUAGGUACACCGCUUUAGUCGCCAAGGACGCAAAACAGGCAGCCGCGGAUAUGUCAAAAGUUCUCGAGGUCGAUUUAGAAGAGGAACAACAACAAGAGAAACCGAAGGAGAGAAAAGAGAGUGAAUUUGGUUUGUUCAGCUCAGAAUUCCUUCGUAAACACGGACUUCACUUGCUAGGCACAACAAGCACUUGGUUCUUGUUGGACAUUGCCUUCUACAGCCAAAACCUGUUCCAAAAGGACAUCUUCACCGCCAUCGGUUGGAUCCCGAAGGCGAAAACGAUGAACGCCAUCGAAGAAGUUUACCGCAUUGCAAGAGCUCAAACACUUAUCGCACUAUGCAGCACCGUACCCGGAUAUUGGUUUACCGUGGCAUUGAUCGACAAGAUGGGGAGAUUCAGGAUCCAAUUGAUGGGGUUCACAUUCAUGACAUUGUUCAUGUUUGCCUUGGCAAUCCCGUACCACCACUGGACUUUACCGCACAACAGAAUUGGAUUCGUUGUAAUGUACUCCCUCACGUUUUUCUUCUCAAAUUUCGGCCCCAACGCAACCACAUUCGUUGUCCCCGCUGAGAUUUUCCCGGCACGGUUGAGAUCAACAUGCCACGGGAUAUCAGCUGCAUCGGGCAAAGCAGGGGCAAUGGUGGGUGCGUUCGGGUUCUUGUAUGCUGCCCAAGGGAUCGGAGUACAAAAAUCACUUAUAAUCCUCGGCGUCGUCAGCUUGUUGGGGACGUUCUUCACGUUCUUGGUGCCGGAAUCGAAAGGGAAGUCAUUGGAAGAAAUGUCGGGCGAAGCUGAGCAAGAAAAUGAAAAUCAAACACAAACUAGUCAUGAAAUUAGAAUUGCUUAAGUUUAAUUAAUCAAU
Messenger RNA from Hibiscus syriacus, 1545 nucleotides. RefSeq names its product low affinity inorganic phosphate transporter 1-like. Lineage: Eukaryota; Viridiplantae; Streptophyta; Magnoliopsida; Malvales; Malvaceae. Gene Ontology annotation, cellular component: membrane. The record is from RefSeq and is a predicted model, not a curated record. Bases 52 to 1530 code for a protein of 492 amino acids. Gene Ontology annotation, biological process: phosphate ion transport; transmembrane transport. The transcript has a single exon. Gene Ontology annotation, molecular function: phosphate transmembrane transporter activity.